AUGGCCGAGCUGAAGGCGGCCCUGAAACAGGCUAAGAAGCUGCUGGGAGAAGGCCAAAGUGAAGAUGCUCUUAACACACUACAAGAGUUGCUGGACGAUGGAGUCGAGGACUAUAUGCUCUUUUCUUUCGCUGCGUUAGCAAACGCCAAUUUAGAGGAUGUUAAGCAAGCUAGGGCUUUGUAUGAGAAGGCCAUUAAUUUGGAUCCGAAGCUCCCGGCAGCGUGGCAGGGAUUGUACAAACUUUUCGAGUCUGGCAAGCUACCUGCGGAUGACCGUGCGUUAGAAGUAUGUAAUCGGCUUAUAACCUUGAGUGAUUCUGAAGAAAAGCGCCAAAUGAUAGAAGAAUCCCGCAGGAGGUUCUUUUUCGAGCUUUGUCGAUAUGAUCAACUGGAGAAAGAUCUUGGAACGAACAUGACUCUUUUGAGGAAAGUUAUUGACAGACUAACAAGGAAAGAUAUUUUGUCUGCGACUGAAACUACAUUACUUGCUAAAGCCUUCAAAGACGUUAAAGGGUCAUUUAAUGAAAAUGCUGAAUGGCACUUACAGUACUGCAAGUUCAUUUACAAGAGGCAUGAUCAAGAGUGGAUCGAGGAAGUGAAAAAGUUCUGCAGUCGCCAUUCGUAUGAAGGGAUCGCCUGGAUACGCAGUCGUCUUCUGGAAAUUUUAGCUGAAGAAUUCUUUCAUACUUUGAUAAUUCCGGACGCAAUCUUCGAGCUUUACUUGAAGUGCACGUCAAAUAUAAAUGAAGUCGAGAAGAAAACUGAUCAAAUACUUAGAUCACUGAGCGGUGAUGAUAUGGCAUCCACUCUGGAUAUUAUUGAUGGAUUAUCAGAUGCUUCGCUCACAUAUCUGCCUCUUGCUAUGAUUGCCGUCCAGUUACUAGCUGAAGUCGAGAACUGGGAAAAAGUUGUGCAGGUAGUCGAUUGGAUUCUCACGCAAAAAGUGACAGAUAUCAGCGAAAAUGUUGCAUGUUGGCUUAAGAAACGAGCUCUGCUGGAAAUGAACAAUGCAGAGGAAGCAUUAGGAGUCAAGGUCUCACCGGAUCGUCCUCCAUCGAUGUUUGUGAUUGAUAGCGCAAAACUGACUCUAUUGAAAGAAGAUGAGUUGGACGAACUCAUUCAGGAAUGCGACGUGGACUCAGCUGAUGCAAGGCGAAUGAGGAUUGUAAAAGCGCUACAAAAUGGAGCAGAUGAUAUGUCAGUGAUGGAUGCUGAGUCGCUUCUUUGUGAUGACUCGGUGUCUUGGCGGGAUUUGGUUCUUAUAGCAGAGCUUAAUAUUGCACUGGGAAAAGACGCCACCUCCUUGUUAGUUAAGGCAGCAAAAAUGAAUCCACGUUCAAGCCGUGUCUUCUUUGUUCUCGGUAAAUCGUUGCGGAGCAAAAACCCGACGAAAGCUAGGCUUUGCCUCGAAAGGGCGGUGAAAAUUCGACCUACCAACGAGGAAUACGUCCGAGAAUUGGACGACUUGUACUACGAUGCAGGAGAAUCAGCUGAAUAUCGUCUAAAAUUGUUGGGUCAACUAAACGUGUACAGGAAACCGAUGUGGUUGAGGAAAAGAUUAGUAGAACUUGCAAAAAUCAAACAAGACUGGGACACUGUGAUCGAUGAGGUUCAGCAGAUUAUCAGACAUCAUCAGGAAGAUGUCACAAGUUGGGCGCUUUUGGCUGAGGCUUACUCGCAUCGAGGAAAUUUGCAGUCAUCUGUUAAUGCGUAUAGUAGAGUGCUAGAGAUUCAUCCAGAAAGUGACUAUGCGAUCUGCCUCAUACAAGUAUUGAUGAGGAUGCACAACCUUGAAGGUGCAGCUGAGCAGUGUGAACGAUGGCGAUCGCUAGAAAUAGAGAAUCUGCAGUUGAAAAAUGUGGUAGACUUGCUGGAUGCGCAGGUGCACCUACGUUUGUUCUACAAGACGCAGGACGAAGAACGUUUUGAACAUUUGAAAGUGGUUUUCAAACUCGUGGAAAGUGUUGUAUCAGAACGACCUCGUAUAUCUCUCGCUUACAAAUUAGCAGGAGAUGCACUUUUGCUGGUAAUCAAGUAUCGCGACGAGAUUAUGAAGAACGUGGGAAUACCUGCGAGUUGGUCGAUUUCUGAUCGUCUAUCAGCUGUGCGAUCAGCGGUGAUGUUCUACGCGGCUGCGCUGGAUAUCAAUCGCGAAAAUGUGUGGGCGUGGAGUGAUUUGGCCGUUGCUUUACUCCAUCAGGCUCGUCUCGAUAACUCUGUGGAGCACGCGGUGAAAGCAUCAGAUUGUCUUCGGAAGGCCAUGAGUUUGUGUAACAGCGCUGAAACGCGUUCACAAGUCUGGACACUUCUCGCUGAAGCAGCGCGAUUGUCCGCAACUGCGACAGAGGAUGCUUCGCACUCAACGGCUCUUCAGCAACACUAUCUUGUUCGUGCCUUGCAACUGAACAAAGCUAACGAUGAGGCUUGGCUACGUCUGGCACUUCUCUACUACACAAAUGGAGCGAUGGAUCUAGCUCAUCUUGCUAUCGAAGAAGCCCUCAAACACAAUCCGCAGCUUGCAGAAGCAUGGUGUGCGUACGCGAUGAAAGCGGAUUCAGAAGGAGCUUACCACGAAGCGGUUGAUAUGUUCCGUCAUUCUGUAUCGAUAAAACCAAUAGCUGAAGCUGUUAUGAAAUAUACGGCAAUGUUGUGUCAAACACUUCGUACGAAAAUGUUCGAUCCGGCUACUGUGAUGAUCGAUUUCAGCAAGGUGCUGAGACUAAAGGAUGAAAACGACUGUGUUGAGAAGAAUAAACUAUUACAUAUUGGCAUCCUAGCAGAGUUAUUUGGAUACUAUAAGGAUGCAGUUGACUGUAUCAGUGCGAGCGGAGAAGGCGGAGUCCAUUUACAAAGGGCUAGCUUGAAGGCAGGCGAAGAUGUUCGUUACCCCGAAAAACCGCUUGAAAAGCUUGCAAAACUAUGCGCAAUGAAGACAGAGAACUUGUUCGGUCUUCUCAAAGAGAAACAACCACUCUAUAGAGACGUUUUUGAUAGGAUAGCAGCUACAGAAGCCGAAGGCCUGCAAGAGCUUUACAGUAAAUACUCGAAAUCUAUUUCUGUUCCUCUGGUGGUGGCAGCUGUGAUUCGAUUUUGCAUACCUCUGUGUGAUCAAGCAGUUAGCGUACUUCACGAAGUUUUACCACGACACGAGCUGAUAGAUGUUUUCCCAACGAUUAUGCCAGAAGAAAUGGACAACGGGCUAAUAUAUGUAGAACAGGAUGGCGAAGAGCCAUUCCGAUAUAGUCACUUCGUUGCGAAACCACUAUGGGAAAUUCUGAAAAAACGACGUGAUCAACUCGAAGCUGAAGGAGAUGAACAGCUUGCGGAAGCUGUGUGA
Messenger RNA from Necator americanus (New World hookworm), 3336 nucleotides. RefSeq lists its product as uncharacterized. Bases 1 to 3336 code for a protein of 1111 amino acids. The record is from RefSeq and is a predicted model, not a curated record. The transcript is spliced from 25 exons. Gene Ontology annotation, cellular component: Ski complex. NCBI's taxonomy places the organism in Eukaryota, Metazoa, Nematoda, Chromadorea, Rhabditida, Ancylostomatidae. Gene Ontology annotation, molecular function: protein binding.